GGCUUCCGUUUUGAAAGACAAACUGGACGAUUGCAUGGUGGCAGGAAGAGAUUUGUUUAGCUUUUAUUCAUCCCCUAUUUUUUAUUAGUGCAUAAUGAUUUUGGAGUCAAACCCCGGCGUAACUAUAGAAAAACAACGUUGACUUGGAUCUGAAAUGGCAAGACAAGGAAUUUCAAGACCAAAGGUGGUCUCAUCAGGCAGGCUUACAGGCUCUGGAAGGGGACACAUUUACAAAAAGAGGGUUACUGGGAGAUCUCUGCCACCUCUUGAACCUGCAUAUUCCCUUUAUUCUACGGAUUCAGAAGAUCAGGUGACAACAAUACACAAGGGACUAGAUCGAUGUGCUGCUUUACUAAAUGGGAUACUUGAAGCUGAACAAGCAGAAUCAAAGCCGAAAUCACCAGGAGCGAAGACCACCUUUAAAGCCAAACCCAAGAAUUUGUCAAGAAAAACAGUGACAGACAAAAAACAUGAGAGGAAGACAGGCCCUCAUGCAAAGAAAAAGCCAGUUCCAGUGCAAAAGACGAUUCUGUCUGCCAGCUUGAACGGCGGGAUCAGAGGAGGAGUACAUGAUACAGGACAGGCCACUAUAACAAAAGCAAAACAGACUCGGCCACACCCAUUUCCACCGGCCCACUCGCAGCCUGAUACCAAUAAACUCGCUCAUUUGGGUGGGGUUCAGACAUCCACUGUGUUUAACUGUCGACUGACUCAAUCCACACCUGCAUUCAGCCCACAGAGACCUGGUUCAGCACAAAGUGAACCUUGUGUGCAAAACCGCAAUAACCCAUCCGAGGAGUUUGAUCAUGCCAACCCAACUCAGUUUUCCUCUUCUUUGCCCAUGCCACGAGCAAUCCAAAAACAGUUUCCAGUCAUUGUGCAGUCUCCUUUCCAAAAUGGACAUUGUAUUCCUGUAGAACAAGGGGUACCUUUGACCACGGCCCCAAUCUGUGAUGAUUCCCAAAUGGGAUCUGUAGGGUCAAGCGUCCCUUUGGCAUCGUCCACUGGAAACUUAAGCUGCCCUUCGAUGGAAGUGCCAGGAACACAGGUGCCCGUACAGGCCCAUGUUACCCAGGCUCAGUCUAAUACAAAUGGACAACAGCCGAUGAUUUCCAAAAAUCAGGAGAGGAUUUUUUCAAUGGAGAGUUCAAAUGAGAGUUGUGGUGGUACCAGUGCAGAGGAAGACAAUAAACAUGACGUGGUGGACACCAUGCCUGUCAGGGAUAUCAGCAAGGAGAAAAGCACAGAUUUGAAUUACAGUCCUGAGAAAACCACCAGGAAGGUUAUGACUGUCAGAUAUCUGCUGGGAGAGCUAAAGACCCUGGUCGCCAAUCAAGACAGUGAGGCUGUGCGUCUGAUCUCUGAGCUGGAGCAGAGCAUCUCCCUACUUCCUGUCAUGGUGGGCAGCACUAACAUCCAGGCUGAGAUUGCACUCGCCCUGCAGCCACUCAGAGGUGAAAACGCACAGCUGCGCAGGCGAUUGCGAAUACUCAAUCAGCAGUUAUUGGAACGUGAGAGGGCAGAAAGAAGGGCCAGACCAGCAGACUGCAACAUGGAGGUGGUGGCAUUGCAGUCAUUGAACCUCACUCUUCAGACUCAAUUAAAUGAGAGCCACAGAGAGCUCCAAGACCUUCAGCAGGAGAACAUGAGACUACAGAAAGCUCUGGAGAGCAAAGAAAACAACUGGCAGCAGCACAAAGCGCAAUGCGAAACGGAGAACAGUUGCCUAAGGCUGGAGUUGAAUGAGGCAUUAGCUGAAAUCCAAAGUUGCCAGAGUAAACUCCAAAAGUGUGAGUUUGAGAAGACUGCAUUGACUCUUAGUUUCCAGCAGAGGGAGGGAGAGAUCAGCAGACUACAAGAGAUCAUCCGAAGUUUACAACCAAACCAGAUGAUAUCCCCCAAAACCUCUCAGCACCUGGAUUUGCCUCAGUCGAGUUCAAAGCUUACCAGGAGUGUUCUGGAAUGGCAUGAAAAUGCACAGAAGGAGACUGGCACAUCAGACAAACUCACCAGCUCAGUAAAGACCUACCUUCAGACACUGGAGGGGGCCGGACAGGCCUCUUCUCCUCACAGGGUACACAUAUUACAGCCAGCCUCACCUUGUGGUGAAAAAGAAAGAAUUAUCCCAUCAGAUGGUCAAAUCUGCUCUCCAAAACUUCAAAACGAGAUUCACAAGCCGAUCCUGGAAGCCAUAGCUGAGAAUGUACCUCAGUUAGCAGAGCAGAGCAUAACAUCUUUUGCCCCUUUAAGAGAGACUUCAGUGGGGCUGUAUGGCACUGGUAUGCCUCAUAGUAAACCUUUCACACAGUGUAAAGAGCUGAUGCCAGCCGAGAGUCAAAAGCAAAAUGUAGGGCUGAAAUAUAUGAGCGGUUCUUUUGGACAACUGGGCAUCUCGGAUACUCUACACAGUCAGGAAUCAAAGUAUGAUAGCCAAAACAAGGGACUGAAUGAACACCCGCUGCAAUCCCAGCAUGCCCGUCGGUGCCUGAAGAUGGACGUUGAGUCGGGGCACACUGAGCGACCUUCAGUGAUGGAGAGCACCUUCGCCUCUUGUGAUAUAAAGUCUUUAGCAUCUGAUUGGAGCGUAAACUCCUGGUCUACUUUUAACACACGUGAUGAGCAGAAUUUCAGAGAGGGUCUGGCAGCACUUGAUGCCAGCAUAGCAAGUCUGCAGAGGACCCUGAAAGCAGAUUUAAAUAAAUGACGGUUUAGCAGUUA
Molecule: messenger RNA, 2718 nt
Organism: Misgurnus anguillicaudatus (oriental weatherfish)
Lineage: Eukaryota; Metazoa; Chordata; Actinopteri; Cypriniformes; Cobitidae
Gene: ccdc14
Product: coiled-coil domain containing 14
Biological process (GO): protein localization to centrosome
Cellular component (GO): centriolar satellite
Source: RefSeq, a predicted model, not a curated record